AUGAUUCGUCUCAACCCCACUGCCCUCUCUGUCACAGUAGAGGAUGUAAACAACCUUGUGGUGCGUCGAGGCUCGUCUUCCGACGACUCAGAAACCCAGACUACGAAUCACAUCGGCCAGCAGAUUAGCAAACAAAGCGUCUUUGAUAGCUCCGAAGAGCAGCCUCCGUACACCGCUGCACAGGCUUCGGCAUCACCGACGGCGGCAUCAACAAAGGACGGUCAGCCAGAUGCAUUGCCCUUGCAAGCACGUGCCGAACCGGAGAUGGAUGACAGUUACAUGGAAGAUGUGCCCCAUCCGGUGCCGGCCUUGACAGAAACUCGCACUCGCGGUGGCAACAGCAGCAAGAACAGUCAGACUGCAGGUGAUAGUGAGGCAGGCCACGCUGCAGAGCUAAGCGAAGACGUAAACAUGGCGACACCUCACCAACAUGGACAAGUAUUGGCUCAUCUCACCCCGAGCCAAAAUGACGCUCCUGCUCAGGUAGGGCCAUAUGACGACAACGCCUCGCCUCGGUGGCUGUCUCUGCCACCCCGCAGGCCGCAUCCAGCGUGGGCAGCUGCCGAGCGGGAAACCGCCACGAGCCCGCUUGCCAAUCGACCACAGGUGGAUCGGUAUCCGGAAACGUCUGUGGCUACAGGUCCAUUCUCCUCGCCCGUUGGAACGGCACGGAGACGAUCGAUCGUGACUCCUGAGCAUCGGAGACCAGUUCGCACUCCUCGACGCUCGCAAUCACAUGGUGACGACUUGGAAGCAAUAGACAGACGCGCUGCAAAAGAAAAGGAAAGAGGCCCUGAACACUUUGAGCAGCCUCCCCGUGCCCACAAGCAGCCCGAUGUUUUCCCACCGACAGGGCGCGACCGAGAGCCCGCCGACUUUAAAAUAUUCGAAGAACCCUCGCGAGUGGUCCGAGUGAGCCGUCGUGAAUUUGAGCAAUUCUUCGGGCGUGUCAAUGCCGGCAGCGAUGACGACGUGCCAGAUGUGCUGGAAGAGGUCGUCUAA
Molecule: messenger RNA, 1002 nt
Organism: Sporothrix schenckii 1099-18
Lineage: Eukaryota; Fungi; Ascomycota; Sordariomycetes; Ophiostomatales; Ophiostomataceae
Exons: 3
Coding region: 1-1002 (333 amino acids)
Source: RefSeq, a predicted model, not a curated record